AUGCACAAGCUAGCCAAGGGCCUGAAGAAGAAGAAAAAGGGCAAGAAAGGCAAGAAAGGCGAGGACGACGAGGAGUUCGAUCCUGAGGAGCUCGAGCGUUACAGGCGCGAGCGGGCAGAGGCCCAGCAGAAGCUAGCGGAAGCAGCGAGCAGCGGCGAGGCCAGCGCAGCCGCUGGAGGCAACGACGAGUGGAAAAAGUUCCAGGCGCUAACCUCGGGCGUCGACUCGAUCCUCAAGAAAACCCAGGACGAUCUCGACCGCAUCAAGUCGACCUCGUUCUUCCAGCGCAAGGCCCCCGAGCCCGAGCCCGACCCAGAGGACGAUCCCGAGGUCCAGGCCAAGAAGCAGGAGCUCGCCAAGAAGUACGUGGGCUUCGACAAGGACGGCAAUCCUAUCGAGCUCAAGGAGGAGCCCGAGGACAAUAAGGUCAAAGCCUUACCGGUCACAGAGGACGGCAUCGUCGAGCUUCCCGACGACGACGACAACGAGCAUGAGGACUCGGCCGACGAGGACAUCUUCGAUACGACCUACGUCGAUGCGCUUCAGAACAUCGAGGUAGAGCUCGCCUACAUUCCCGACAGCCCGACUCAGGAGGAACUUGGCGACGAUCCUUUCGACACCUCCAACGCCGACAAGGUUCUCAAGGUCGUCGACAAGACCGGCAAGAAGCUCGUCAGCUUGGGCAAUGCCGUCGAGGUACUCUCCGGCAGAGUUGACCACGUGAGCACCUGCAAGAUCGGCAGAAAUCGGCCCAGGCCGAAGAAUCAGGAUCUUCUCGGUGACUUCGACUCCGAGGAGCCGAUCGUUACGGUAGACAAUCCCGACGCCGACGCCGAACCAGUCGAGGUCGAGAAGACUCUGCUCGACGACGACAGCGAUCUUCCCGACAUACCGAUCGACCUUACCAAACUCCCGCCGAUUCUGACCAGACCGGUUACUCCGGCGACCAACGGCGACAAUCAGACCGAGGAGAACAAGCCUCUUGACAUCUCCGAGUUCGAGCUAGAGCCGAAGACUCUGCUGGAUGAGAUACCGGUUCUAGACGACGAGGAGUUCGACCUUGACGGACCGGUUGAACCGGUCGUUUUAGAGGAAGCCGACGACCCGUUCGCCGAGAAGGAGCCGGAGAAGCUCGACUUCCAGGAGGAGAUAAUCGAGGCAAGCUUCGAGGCGGCCACCUUCGUCAACGAGGACGACCCCUUCGACACUACUAUCGCCGACAACCUUGUGCCCGGCAAGACCGAGCUCAAGUUCAUCGAGAAGGAGCUAGAGGAUUUCCCUAUAUCCGAGGUCUCGAUUUCGCUCACCGAUCCCUGCGGACUCCACCGCGACUAUGAGACUGGACUCCUAAAAGCCAAAGCCCAGGCUGCUCUCAGUGUUGCGAAGAAAGAUCUUCUAGGGGGAUCCAAUACCGAUCUCAGCCAGUUAGCCGAUCAGCCCAUCAAGCCGGUCGAGGAGAUCUCCUACGUCGAUCCGUUCGACACCUCGACUAUUCAAGAGCUGCCACCCGGUAAGACAGAGUUGAAAUUUUUGGAGAAGGAGCUUCUUGGCGAGGUCAAGAAAUCGGCACUCGACGACUUAGACGACGACGACUUUGACCCCAGAGCAGAGGAGGCACCGGCACCGGAGAAGAAGAAACCACCUCCGCCGAGACCACCAUCCAUAUCCAGAGGAUCUACACCAACGCCUGAAGUUCAGUUCCAGGUGAAGGAAGAGGAUUUCGAGUUUCAAGCACAGGCCGUAACCAAGGGCAGGAAACCCUCGAGACCUGAGGCGCUCGACAUUUUACCCAAGACCGUAGCCUUCGAGUUACCCACUCCGUCGAAGAAACCGGAUCUUCUAGCUUCCAGCGAAGAGGAAAAGUCUCUACCAGGCAAACCUCUGACGCCGUACUAUCCGCAGAAGUCCCUGGAUGAGGUUCUUCCUCCAGAGCAGGAACUAGACGAAACCGAGGUUGACCCCUUCGACACCAGCUUCGUACCUAGCACCGCGCCCGGUAAGACAGAGCUCAAGCUCAUCGAAUCCGAGCUUCUCCAGGAGGAUCCAGUCGCCACGGGUCUCACCCACAGCUUGAGCGACCACGACUUCGAUCCCAGAUCCGGACAGCCAGCUCAACCGCAGAACCGACGUCAGAGCGAUUUUGGAACAGUCACCGGUAGAUCGAACGUCGUCAAGAGUUCCGACGUCAUCGAGUCUCUGAUCAACAAGAGGAAGGCUCUCGACAAGCGACAGGACAGCAUCCUAGACACCGACGUCGAGGUGCCUGUCGAGCCUUUGGCGCCCAACGUCAAGCCUAGUACCAUCGAAGAGGAAGUCGAGCUCUCGUACAAGGACCCCUUCGACACCUCUCACGCCACAGACAUCCUACCGGGUAAAGCCGAGCUCAAGCUUUUGGAAAACGAGCUCAGCCAGGUACCCGAGCCUGGUCCCAUCAAGCUCCAUCCGGUCAUUGAGCAGGUGAUCAAGAAGUCCAUCGUUGAAGAGGAUCCAGACUUUGACCCUCGUGCAGAGGAGGCCAAGGACAAGGAUAUCCUCUGCCUGGACACCCAGGAGGUGCCCAGCGGCAAGAUCUUGACCCCGCUUCAGGACAGUGACUUUGCUGCCGAGGACAUUGAUCCGUUCGACACCAGCUUCGCCAGUGUGGACCCCACCAAAACCGAGCUGAAGCUGCUCGAGUCCGAGCUGAUCAACAAGUAA
This is a messenger RNA of Nasonia vitripennis (jewel wasp), 2697 nucleotides long. RefSeq names its product protein stoned-A. Lineage: Eukaryota; Metazoa; Arthropoda; Insecta; Hymenoptera; Pteromalidae. The record is from RefSeq and is a predicted model, not a curated record. The transcript has a single exon. The coding region runs from base 1 to 2697 and encodes 898 amino acids.